Molecule: messenger RNA, 453 nt
Organism: Hirsutella rhossiliensis
Lineage: Eukaryota; Fungi; Ascomycota; Sordariomycetes; Hypocreales; Ophiocordycipitaceae
Exons: 3
Coding region: 1-453 (150 amino acids)
Source: RefSeq, a predicted model, not a curated record
AUGAGCGAGCGGCCUCGACGCGCCGACUCGGGCGCCUCGCGAGCCAGAGUCUCGGUCGCGGCAGCCGCUCGAGCAAACUUGUUUCGCGGCCAGCUGACCCGCCGCCCGACCGCCAGCUCCUCGAACUCGGCCGACACGCUGCGCCUCGACGUCGAUGUCCUGUCCGACACGUCCGAGAUUGUCGUCCGCAACCAGCAGGGCGAGAUCGAGCUGGGCGAUCCGCCCACCCCGACCGUCGACGAGCACGACGAGCAGGCCGAGGACCGGCACGAGACCGAGAAGGAAAGGCAGCGCCUGGCGGAAGCAGUCAAGCACCACGCCAUCAACCACAGCUCUGUGCCAGACCAGCCGGAAGAGCUGCUCGAGGCCGUCCGCGCCGACCUCCGCGCCAAAGUCAGUGCCCUGGCCGACGACAAUUGGAUGUUUGAGCCAGAAGAGCAGACUCGAGGAUGA